This is a messenger RNA of Oryctolagus cuniculus (rabbit), 1789 nucleotides long. The record is from RefSeq and is a predicted model, not a curated record. NCBI's taxonomy places the organism in Eukaryota, Metazoa, Chordata, Mammalia, Lagomorpha, Leporidae.
UCUUUUUAACACUGUAGCUUUCAAGUAGAUACAAAUAUAUAAACAUUUAAAAAAGAGAAAAACAUGCUACAGUGAGUAAUCUAACAAUGACUUAAUGUAUUUCCAAAAUCUAUUUGAGAAGACCUAAAAUAUAAUACACAAACAUAGUCAGGUCAUUAAAUAAAAGUAGAAGACCAAAAGCUCUAAGGAAAGGAGAAGAAAAAGACCUGUGAUUAUCUAGCAAGAAGCUAGAGUAAAAUUUAUAAAGAGUAAAAUUUUAUUCUAAAAAAAAGGUAAAAGCGUGGUGGAAUAUGAACUUUUUAUUAAUUUUUUAUUUAAAACAAGUACAACAUAUUAUCAAAAUGAAAGAGAUGUCGGCCCUUUAGGAGGGAAGUUCGGUAAAGAGUGGACAGUUUACAACAGCCACUUGUGAGAAUGGGAGAAACGGGUGUUAAGUGCUGUCACUGCACCAGCAUUAUGGUCUCCUAACAUUGCAUGCCAUGCCCAGUUGGGGAACCUCAACAAGUGUAGUUAGGCAGAUCACAUUCAGUGAUCUAAAAUGACAAUUAGAAGAUGGAUUUCUGUUAUGCCUCCUGCCAUUUCUCUAGCCAUUUUGCCUUGGAGGGCCGGACAGGAGUUCCAAGCUGGACUUUGGCAUGAGCUGGAUACAAGUCAGUUUGAGGCUGAAGUUGGGAUUCCAAUAUGUUGUUCUGUUGAUUGGGGAAAAAAAAAGCCAUUUGUUUUGGACAACACAAGUGAAGCACUUCCAUAUACUGACUGCAUUUAUUAGGUGUCAGCCAAUGCUCCCUUGGAUUGUCUUAACAGAGUAGUGAAGACAAGAUGAUAGACUAUGUAAUAGAUAGGCAGUUAAAGAUAGAGUGUGUGAAAGAUAGGUUUCCUGGGAUGAUGGUUUAGAGAAUCCCAGGCACAAAAGAGCAAAGCAGAAUACAAAUGGAAGGCAGAGGAACAACUCUCCCUCCUUUAUUGCUGGGGAGGUAACUGCCCCUUCAAAAUGCUGGAGUUUCUAUUAGGAUAAGCAAGGUUUGGUCCUAGGAGAUUAAAGGGUCAUAUUGGACCACACAAUCAGAUCAUACAGAUUGCUAAUAAAAAUAAUGAUGAUAAUAAGAACAUCUUGCAUUUUCAUAACACUUUUAACCAAAUUUAUUUUUCAUAUUUUGUUUCAUUUUGACUUCAUGUUAGUACUGGCAGUGAUGUUUAAUGGACUUACACUCAUAUAAUGGUUUUUGUAUAAAUAAAGCACCAAAAAAAUUAAGUUAUUUGAUUUACUCAGCCACAGAAUUUUCUUUGAGCAAAAUGCAUGAGGAAAAUAACUGAGGUCUCUUGAGAAUCCCAGCCCAUCAUUCUGUUGCCACUAGAAUUUGAAGAAGUCAGGGAGAUGUGAUUAGUCUAAAGUUUUUAAUACAGGCUGAAUCACUGUGGAACUAUUAUGAGAAAGUCUUCGGUGCUGGAACAAAACUUGUUGUCAUAGAUAAAAAGCUGGAUGGAGACUUUUCUCCCAAGCCCACUAUUUUUCUCCCUUCCAUUGCUGAAACAAAACUGCAUAAGGCUGGGACAUAUCUUUGUCUGCUUGAGAAAUUCUUCCCUGAUGUCAUCAAGGUGUACUGGAAAGAGAAGAAUGGUGAUACGAUUCUGGAAUCCCAGGAAGGAAACACCAUGAAGAUUAACGGCACAUAUAUGAAAUUUAGCUGGCUAACUGUGCCUCAGAAGUCAUUCGAUAAAGAACACAGAUGCAUUGUCGAACACGAAAAUACAAGAGAAAGUAAACAAGAGAUUCUUUUUCCUGCAAUAA